This is a messenger RNA of Phanerochaete carnosa HHB-10118-sp, 1017 nucleotides long. RefSeq lists its product as uncharacterized. NCBI's taxonomy places the organism in Eukaryota, Fungi, Basidiomycota, Agaricomycetes, Polyporales, Phanerochaetaceae. Gene Ontology annotation, cellular component: cytoplasm. Bases 1 to 1017 code for a protein of 338 amino acids. The record is from RefSeq and is a predicted model, not a curated record. The transcript is spliced from 5 exons.
AUGCCUGCCCAACUUCCCACUCGUACAAUCGGCGACACCCAGGUCACCGCCGUCGGCUUCGGCGCCAUGGGCCUUUCUGCGUCCUACGGCAAGCCCUUGCCCGACGAAGAACGCUUGAAGCUCCUUGACACUGUCUACGAGUACGGCUGCACGAACUGGGACACGGCCGAUGUCUACGGCGAUAACGAAGAACUGCUCGGUAAGUGGUUCGCACGCACCGGCAAGCGCAGCGAGAUCUUCCUCGCGACCAAGUUCGGCGUCAACUUUGAGACGAAUACCGUCAACGGCUCGCCCGAGUACGUGCACGAGAGGUUAGGAAGGUCGCUGCGCCUACUCGGCACGGACUACGUCGACCUCCUCUACCUGCACCGUCCGGCCCUGGACACUCCCAUCGAGAUCACAGUCGGCGCCAUGGCCGAGCUCGUCAGGACGGGCAAGGUCCGCCACCUCGGCCUGUCAGAUUGCUCUGAGGCGACACUCCGCCGCGCACACGCCGUGCAUCCGAUCGCGGCGCUGCAGGUUGAGUACUCGCCGUUCACACUCGACAUCGAGGACGAGAAGAUCGGACUGUACAAGGCAUGCCAGGAGCUUGGCGUCGCCAUCGUCGUGUACGCCCCGCUCGCCCGCGGGCUCCUUAGUGGCCAAUUCCGAUCGCCCGACAGCUUUGCGGAGGACGACUUCCGGCGCAUAAUCCCGCGGUACUCGCGCGAGAACUUCCCAAAGAUUCUCAAGCUUGUCGAGGACCUGAAGGUGAUCGGCACAAAGUACAGGGCGACGCCGAGCCAGGUGGUGCUGGCGUGGCUGCUUGCACAGGCGGAUAACAUCAUCCCCAUCCCCGGUACCACCAAAGAGAAAUACCUGAAAGAGAAUCUGGCUGCCCUGAAUAUCAGGCUCUCGUCGGAGGACUUGCAGGAAGUGCGGAAGGUCGCAGAAGCAGCGGAUGCAUCCUCCAUGGGGGCGCGUUACCCAGAGUUCAUGAUGAAGUUUGCGUAUGCAGACACGCCUGAGCUUCAGUGA